CUUUUGGCUCCUAUCAAAUGACCUGUCACGCUAGCUGCGGUCGGUCUUCCGUGAUAUCCACUACAAUUUUUCGUGUCAUACAUUAAUAACUCUCAUAUAAUAUAAUAAUUUAAUAUUCUGUUCAAUGUGAAAAGAUUUAUAUUUUCCUGGAGUGUUACGUCGAGCGUGCAGAACGUUUUUUACAUUUGACCGUUCGAUACGGAUCUCAAAUCGAUAUUUCUUUUAAAUUGCAAAUUUAUUUGAUAUGAAAUAGCGAAAAAUUUGUUGACAUGCAGUUGAUCAUAAUUUCAAUGGAUUAAAAAAUUAAUACGGAAAUUAAGGAUUUACUUUAUAAUUUAAAACGGCUUUGAAAAGGAUUGCAAAAUUCCAUUCUGCAAUAAAAUGACCGCGGAAAGUAUCUCAGAGGACCGUCAGCCGAACUGGUCGCAAGACACGCCGACGGUGCAGGAAGUUAGCGAAAUGAUGCGAAGCUUUGGCAUGUGGGACUACGCGGUUUUUGCAUUGAUGUUAGUCAGUUGCGGCUUUAUUGGCAUUUAUUUCGGCUUUAUUAAGAAAUCAUCCGGAAUAGCUGAAUAUCUCGUCGGUGGUAGGAACAUGAAAACGCUUCCAGUCAGUUUAAGUCUAAUAGCCACUUUCAUAUCUGGUAUUUCAUUGCUGGGUACACCAACAGAAGUUUAUGUGCACGGUACCAGUUACCUUUUUGUUGGUGUCGGCACAGUUAUCGUCGCUUUCGUAAUGUCUGCAGUCUAUUUGCCGAUUUUUCAUGAGCUCAAACUUACAACCACUUACGAAUAUCUCGAAAAGCGGUUCGAUAGGAAAAUUAGAACUCUAGGCUCGAUACUGUUCGCGAUCGGCAUCAUAACGUGGCUUCCUAUUGUUAUUUACGUGCCAGCGUUAGCUUUCAAUCAAGUCACAGGCGUGAAUAUACAUGUAGUAACUCCGUUCGUUUGUAUCGUGUGCAUUUUUUAUACGUGCGUGGGCGGCAUACGGGCAGUAGUAUGGACAGAUUUUAUUCAGACAUUCAUAAUGUUCGGUUCUAUGCUGUUAAUUAUUGUCAAGGGUACAUCCGAUGUAGGGGGAUGGGCGUUAGUAAUAAGGAGAAAUUUAGAAUCUGGAAGACUUGAAUUCCCCUCGUCAGAUUGGAGUCCUCUAACGAGGCAUACGAUCUGGUCCCUCGUAAUAGGUGGUUUCUUUCAUUGGUUGCAAAUAUCCGCUCUCAAUCAGAACAUGAUACAACGAUACCUUUCAUUGCCCACGUUAAAAUCCGCUAGAAGAGCGCUUUGGACUUUUACAAUCGGAGUCUUGAUUUUAAUAGGAAUAUGCGGCUACGCUGGAAUGUUAAUAUAUGCAUGGUACCAUGUAUGUGAUCCACUUACAACGAAGUUAGUAACUGCGAAGGAUCAGUUGUUGCCACUACUCGUUAUGAAUGUAUUAAGUGAAUUUCCGGGCCUUCCAGGUCUCUUUGUUGCCGGAGUAUUUAGCGCAGCAUUAAGUUCUUUAUCGACUGGCUUGAAUUCUAUGGCCGCGGUAGUGUUAGAAGAUUUCAUUAAACCAUUCAGAAAGACGCCUUUUUCUCCCAAAAGUGAGGAUCGUUUAGUGAAAAUCAUAGUGGUUACUCUCGGAAUAAUCUGUGUAGCGCUUGUAUUCGUCGUUGAAAAAACAGAGUCUCACGUGUUGCAGUUGACUACGACCUUAAGUUCCAUUGCAAGUGGACCAUCUCUUGGAAUAUUCAGCAUGGGUGUCUUGUUGCCCUGGAUAAAUGCUAAAGGUGCUCUGAUAGGUGGUCUGUCCGGUAUAAGUUUUAUGGGAUGGAUCGGUCUUUCGGCGGAAACGGCAAUUGCUCGAGGAACAAUAAAAUUCGACGAAAAACCGGUAACUACGGAAGGUUGCUAUUAUACGUUUCCUCAAGUCGAAAACUUGAUGCUGCUCGAACCUCCAGAUACGUUCUUGGAUAACGACGAUCUACUCCCAGAACCGUUGGCAUUGUUCCGACUUAGCUACCUUUGGUAUACAGUCACCGGGGCGUUAGUAACAAUGACGAUUGGUCUCCUUGUGAGUCUUAUCUCGUCUCAGGACGUUGCAAAAUUAGAUCCCAUGCUAUUGGCUCCGUUCAUACGGAAGUGGUUGACAAACUAUAACAAGGAAUCUCGACGAGAGGCCGAAUCUUUAGAAAUUGAUCUGGAAGUACGUAGAAGGGGAGAGGAAAGGAUAGUUGAAAGCGUGUUACAUUAAUACGACCUUGAAUGAUGAUCAUGAUGAUGCCGAUCAAAUCAGAGGUCGGCAAACUGUACGAGGCGAAGUAUUUGGUUGGCAGGCUAAAAUAUCGAAUUAAGGGGGUUGAGUCUAAAAUAAGUUAGAUCAAUGAAAGAAAUAAAGUACAAAAUGACUCGAGUUUCAAUUUAAAUCACUCGCAAUGUCAAGGGAGAAGAAAUAAUGUUCUGCUCAACAUGUAACCGAGCGAAACGUGGUCCUAUUUCGGGGGGAAUAAUAACUCCAUUACAUUUUUUUUCUACACUUUACAUUAGACGUAUUGUAUUUCAUUGGAUAUUUCAGCAUUCAUGGAAAUGUACAAAGAUAAUAUGUGCAUUAUU
Messenger RNA from Ceratina calcarata, 2591 nucleotides. RefSeq names its product sodium-coupled monocarboxylate transporter 1-like. NCBI's taxonomy places the organism in Eukaryota, Metazoa, Arthropoda, Insecta, Hymenoptera, Apidae. The record is from RefSeq and is a predicted model, not a curated record. Gene Ontology annotation, molecular function: symporter activity. Gene Ontology annotation, biological process: sodium ion transport; transmembrane transport. The coding region runs from base 382 to 2232 and encodes 616 amino acids. The transcript has 15 exons. Gene Ontology annotation, cellular component: membrane.